Messenger RNA from Sceloporus undulatus (fence lizard), 1691 nucleotides. Its product is annotated as cdc42 effector protein 2-like. The coding region runs from base 260 to 973 and encodes 237 amino acids. Lineage: Eukaryota; Metazoa; Chordata; Lepidosauria; Squamata; Phrynosomatidae. The record is from RefSeq and is a predicted model, not a curated record. The transcript is spliced from 2 exons.
GUAGGAUGGGGCACUUUCAAGCAAAGCAUGUUCUUAGAACAAGAGGGCACUUGGAGAUUUUGCAAGGACAGCGUGGAAUGCCCUUCAACAGUGACAGUUGAGCAAGGAAGGGUAACAUCAGGCAAGUACACUUUCUUGGGGGACCAGAAAGGAGCAGUUCACGAUCGUGAGAAGAGAAUUUGCACACUUCUGGCAGUAGGUUUCUCCACCACUACCUUGAGCAUAGCUGGUCCUGAGCAGAGGGGCAUCCUGGGAGGAGAUGCCGGCCAAGACGCCCAUCUACCUGAAGACGUCGACUCCCAAGCGGGGCCGGAAGCUGCGCCUGCGGGAUGUCCUGUCGAGCGACAUGAUCAGCCCGCCACUGGGCGAUUUCCGACACAGCGCCCACAUUGGCCUAGACGGAGAGGAUGACAUGUUCGGAGAGCUCUCCUUCCUGCAGGGCAAGUAUGACCUCCUGCCUCGUCUUGGACGCCACGGCAGUUCCUCUGGGAUGGAUGAGUCCUAUGGCCGCUGUCCACCUGGCCCUGGUUACCGCACUCUGCUGAAGAGUGCUAUCUCUAUGCCUGUGUUCAGUGGGGCUCAGGGCCAGGAUCAGGCCCCACCCAAGCCACCACGGCUACACCUUGAGGAGAUGCCCAGCGGAGGGCAGCAGCGCUCCAUGUCCAUCAGCUGUGCAGAAGGUUGCUUCCACAGUGGAGCUGAGGGCCUCUCCUUCUCAGCCAUGGCACCUUAUGACCCGUUGUCCUCUUCCAUAUCCUUUUCAUCACCUCCACCUGAGGGUUGUUUUGUGGGAGGGGGCAAUGGCAGCAGGGAUCACCACACAGACAGUCAAGAGCAACCCUACUCCUGCGGGACAUCCUUGUCUCACUCAGAAUCCCUGCUCCAUCUUGACCUUGACCUGGGUCCUUCCAUUUUGGAUGACGUUCUGCGUAUCAUGGAGGAGUACCAACAGCCUGCCCCUAAAGCCCUGUAGCUUGCCUGUGCAUCCUAUCUGCCAACCCCAUAGGUGGAACGGGGCUGAUCUGGGGGCAGCUCCACAGAAAACUGGCUGUGUUGGGUGAGGGAAGGUCUCCAAGCAGCCCCCAGAAAGAAGUGAUGGGUGUGGGGACCGCUCUACACCCCACACCAGCCUGUAAUGGAAGUGGGCCCUGAUACCCUCACAGGCCUUUGCUGGACAGAGCUCAUGUUGGAGAUCAUGUGCUGUUGCUUCCUGAGAGAAGAGGCUCCUCUGAUGUGCACUUGUACCCAUGGCCACGUCAGACAUGCUCCAAUGCCAGUUUCAGAAAAGACAAGGAGUUCGGUGGCUGGAUCUGACUGGGGCAGAGAAAGGCCAAACUAACUUGGAAACAGGAAGUUUCUCGUAGAAACAUUCCCCUCAAGGCACAAAGCAAGACAUGAGGGUAACAGUCCCCUGGCCCAUACUGAGAUGUGGAUCUUCCCUCUCUAAGCCAUCAUGGCCAAUGGCUACUUGCUGGAGGUCUCCUCCAUGGGCUUGUGUCAUAAAGACAUCUCAGGGGGUGGCUUUAAGUGCAUUGGGUGGCUGUGUGAAUUUCCCUAAUCAUGUGAAAAUUCUAGCUCUUAUCUGGCCAGAAUCACCUGGAUUUCAUUGGGUUACCCCUCCAAGUUUGAGUAUUGUGAGGGGGCAAAAGAAAUUGUCUGUAUUCAUUCUAAUGUGCAUAUAUGUUUUAUAA